Dibothriocephalus latus is the source of this 432-nucleotide messenger RNA. The record is from the annotation of a GenBank genome assembly. NCBI's taxonomy places the organism in Eukaryota, Metazoa, Platyhelminthes, Cestoda, Diphyllobothriidea, Diphyllobothriidae.
AUGCGCUCGCCGUAUAUAUUCCAUCUACCUUUUUACAGUCUCACUCUGGAACGCGCUUGGCGUUCGACUCGACUAGUCAAGUCUGUCCUGCGGCUCUCCAGUCAAACCACGGAGAUCAGUCAGGUGGUUCUCAAUCUGGAGGAAUUUAUGGCUCAUGUGGACAAGUAUUCCGGUUCAGCGCCGCGUAUGCACCUGCCAAUCUCGCUGAAUAUGCUUGCUGAUCGGGCCAUGCGCAAUCGAUCCUACGCCAAGGCUCUGCGCUACAAAGAGCUAGAGUUUCUGGAAGAAAUCGACAAACGCUCUAGUCCCACACCGGCCACGCUGUCCGCACUCCUGGCUAUCUACGAUAAGCUCCAGCUCUCAGAGGCCUCGACUGGUGUCCUGCUUUACGCUACGCGUGAUCCACGUACCAAGCUGGCUGAUGAAGAACUC